CUGACUAAAAAUCCCUGCGAGGACAAGCGCGGAGCCUCAGUUCAGACGCAAGCACUGACCGACUCCUUCCAGGUGUCAAAAUGAAAGCAAUAAGCCCGGUGAGGUCUUUCAGGAAGAGCAACGCUGGCCUGUCGGAGCACAGCCUGGGAAUCCCGCGGAGCAAGACCCCCGUGGACGACCCCCUCAGCCUCCUCUACAACAUGAACGACUGCUACUCUAAGCUGAAGGAGCUUGUGCCCAGCCUCCCGGCGAACAAGAACGUUAGCAAGAUGGAAAUUCUGCAGCACGUCAUCGAUUACAUUCUGGAUCUUCAGAUUGCACUGGACUCUAAUUCCGCUCUAGCCGGCUUCCAGCACCACCAGCGACCGGGGCAGGCUACGUCCAGGAGCCCCUUGACAACCCUCAACACAGACAUAAGCGUCCUCUCUUUACAGUCUGCCGAGUUUCCAACAACAGGAAUAAACGUAGAUGACAGCAAGAGGCGAUGUUCCUGAACUGGUGUUUGGUUUGGACGCAAAAACGGGACCUGACUUUUUUCACUUUUUGUUCUGGAUCUGGAUUUCAUUUUUAAUUAAAGCAAGAGACAAUGUUUUCCUUGAAAAUUAAGAAGGAAGGACUGCGUCUAUGUCUAUGUGUUAUAUUAUUGUGGACAGUUAUUUAUCGACAGACUGUCCUUUCUUCAGAGGGAAGGCUUGUUAUUUUCCCAACAGUGGGAGCAAAAAUAUAAAAACAAUAUUGUCACACGGAAUCCCCCCCCCCUCCCCCCACGAGAAGUCUUUGCCUUUCUUGCGAAGGUGGAGCGUGAAUCGACGAAACUUGGAUUGUUUCAUUUUCGUUAAGUCUGUUCGUCAUCUGCCGCACAAGGAACUGGACAUAACUAUUAAAAAAUAAACGAAUGCGUGAAAA
This is a messenger RNA of Megalops cyprinoides (Indo-Pacific tarpon), 906 nucleotides long. It is a transcript of the gene id2b, whose product is annotated as inhibitor of DNA binding 2b. The record is from RefSeq and is a predicted model, not a curated record. Gene Ontology annotation, biological process: negative regulation of transcription by RNA polymerase II; circadian regulation of gene expression; cell differentiation. Gene Ontology annotation, cellular component: cytoplasm; nucleus. Gene Ontology annotation, molecular function: transcription regulator activity; protein dimerization activity. The coding region runs from base 81 to 494 and encodes 137 amino acids. The transcript has 3 exons. Lineage: Eukaryota; Metazoa; Chordata; Actinopteri; Elopiformes; Megalopidae.